AUGUCGUCCGACAAGAGAAUUGCCACCGUCUUGCUCACCGCUGAGACCGGGAGAGAAGAUCCCACAGCGACUACCGAGUUCGACAAAUCCCUAGCACUCGACGGCUUCCACAAGUUCUCGAUCACCGAGACCGUAGCCCAAAGCCUCCGCUGGGUCGAAGCACCGCUAUCCGCCGCCAUGGAAUUCCCAGUCAAGCUGGCAAAAGCACCGCGCCUCGAUCCCGAGGAGUCGUCCUCCGAAGUCCACGAAGUCGCUCGCACGAUUCUCCUCGACUUCGAGCAUCCAGCUGCACAAGAGGCUGCCCAAGGCGCCAGCGCGCGCUCUCUGACUGGAGAUGUGCUGGUUGCCCGAGUCGACGGGGAAGAGCUUCUGCCGGCGCAUGUACUUGGUCUGGAGCAGUUCAUGACCGUGAUGGCCAACCAGUACCUUUGGGAUGCCGACGGGGACCAGCUUCCUUCCCCGACAGACUCCCCGCUCAAAGACAACUUCACGGGAGCGAGGUUUGCACGGGUCUUCGACUUGUUCCGGGAUCGCGAGAUGGAGGACAACUCCGAGUGGGUCACGAUACCAAACCCAGUCACCGGCGGGAUGGUCGAGCAAGAGCAAGAUGGCAAGGAUGGGAAGGACUUCGACGGGGAAGACGGUGUCGACAAAGAGGCCGAGGGCGAAGACCAAGACGAGCCCGUUACCUGCGUGCUGCUCACAGAGCCGGAUCAUCCGGGUGAUGUAACACGCGACCGCCUCCACAGGAGACUUGCGGCAGAAGGCAUCGUCGAGUGCUUCUAUGCCAGAUCCGAUCCGCAAUACCUGGACGAGUCCGCCUGGAAGCUGUCGCCCGUCUCAGUCGCAAUGGGGCUUCCUCUGCUCGUCAAAGGCGUGAAGGCCACUGACUCCUCGGAGGCCUCGGCUGCCGCCAGUCGCAAACCCCUCUCGCCGAUCAACAAGAGAGCGACCCUGCUCUUUCUCGACAUGAAUACCACCAGCUCUGCUUUUGGACGGCAUGACGUGACCGGCAGAGGCCAGGAGCUUCGUGGAGGCGUGGUGCUCAUGCGACCCGGGGGUAGACGCUUCAGAGGGACCCAUGUAAAGGCAUUGCUCAGAGCUAUCGAGCACGCCGUGGAGCGUGGUGCGGUGAAUCCGCUGCGGCGAGAUCUUUCGAAUCUGUUUACGCGUCGGCUGCUUAGGGAAACAUUCGAGGAAAUGAGGGAGGAAGAGGUCGCGGCCGGCUCGAAAGGGUGGUCGAAGACGACGAAUCCAGUGUCGGAGGAGGAAAGCUCACCGAUUCCGCUGCUGCAGCCGCAGGGCACGGGUGAUGUCGCUGAGCAGCAGGCGUUUCUGGACGUGCUGAAGCAUAUUGCUGCCGCUCCGUCGAGUAAUGCGCGGCGGGAGGCUAGAGUCUCGCGAGCAGUGAAGACGGCGGAGAAGGCAUGUAAGGAGAGAUGGACGAAUUGA
This is a messenger RNA of Lecanosticta acicola, 1452 nucleotides long. NCBI's taxonomy places the organism in Eukaryota, Fungi, Ascomycota, Dothideomycetes, Mycosphaerellales, Mycosphaerellaceae. The record is from the annotation of a GenBank genome assembly.